Molecule: messenger RNA, 567 nt
Organism: Oldenlandia corymbosa var. corymbosa
Lineage: Eukaryota; Viridiplantae; Streptophyta; Magnoliopsida; Gentianales; Rubiaceae
Source: the annotation of a GenBank genome assembly
AUGGCUGGAUUGGACAAGAAUCUGUGCCUUCCUGUCCAAAGUCCUCCGGGUUUGGAAUUUUCUUCCAAAGAUCUAGCGUGGUCGACUGUGGAAGGUUGGCAUGGCGGGAUUGAUAGAGUUUGCUUCAUUCCAUUCGCCGGUCUGGAUGAUUUUGUUAGGGGUGAAUCUGCCAAUGAAGAUUGUCCAACUACAUUUCAUAUUGAAGCCAGGAGAAAGCAGCCUUGCAGGCCUAAAUGUGAUGGAAGUGGAAUUCUCGAAUACGCUUUGCGACCGAGAAGGAGGUAUUGUCCGUCCUGGACCGAGAGAGGCUGCCAUUGCCACUUCAUUGUCAAGCGCUUAGCUGCAGAGCCUUCCGUCGCGCUUAUUAUUUACAAACAAGAUAAGCACGUUGACAAGAAUGGAUUGCCCUGUCAUGGUCUUCAUCUAGAUCAGAAAGCUGCUGGCGCUGGAACUCUGGCGAGCAAUUUAGCAGUUAUCGGGAAUGUCAUUGUGAUGAAUACCACCAUGCCAGGAUCAAGUGGAAACAUCUGGGGACUACAAACCUUUAUCUUAAAGGGUUCAAAGUGA